ACACGCACUCUCCGUGACGACACACACGAAAAAAGAAAUUUUACCAGCUGUUUAUCGAGUUCUUCUUUUUUUUUCCUUUCCUUUCUCAUCUCUUUACAAUAGAUUCGAUCUGCGGUAGAAAAGAAUGAUGAAUGCGUGGCCAUUCUGUUGAAUUGUUAUUGCAUUAAAUGUUCAACGUUCGAUAAUGACAAAAUAUCGUCACUGUUCGGAUAAACUGAUUUAAAUUUGGUGUGUGCUUCUAACGCGGUAGAGUAUAAACAAAAAAGGAAAAUGUUUUCGGCUCUCAAGAAGUUGACGUCUAAGGCUGAAGCGCCUUCGACAUCAACACCCGCUGGUACUCCGAUGUCUGAAUCUUUGCAGAAGAAAUUCUCCAAAGGAGUUCAGUACAACAUGAAAAUCAUUGUCAAAGGCGAUAGAAAUGUGGGUAAAAGCUGUUUGCUUGAACGACUUCAGGGGAAAGGUUUCAUUGAAACAUACACGCCCACCGAAGAGAUUCAAGUGGCUUCAAUACAAUGGUCGUUCAAAGCAACGGAAGACAUUGUGAAGGUUGAAGUGUGGGAUGUGGUCGAUCGCGGUAAGGCUAGAGCAAGGCAAAGUGGUUUGAAGCUCAGCACCGGACCCAAUUUGCAAGAAAUACCAGCAUUGGACGCAGAAUUUCUCGAUGUCUACAAGUGUACGCAUGGUGUUGUGAUGAUGUUCGACCAGACGAAAGCGUGGACCUUUGAGUACGUUUGUCGUGAAUUGUCGAAAGUUCCCCAAGACAUUCCAGUUCUUAUAUUAGGCAAUCACUGUGAUAUGGGUCAUCAUCGUGUCGUAACGCCUGGUCAGGUUGUUGGACUGAUUGAAAGUUUUCCGAAUCGACCCGCACAAGUAAUGUAUGGUGAAAGUUCAAUGAGAAAUGGCUUUGGCUUGCGUUUGCUGCAUAAAUUUCUGGGUCUCCCAUUUCUUAGUCUGCAGAAAGACACUCUGCUGUCACUGUUGCAAAGGAAUCAACGUGAAACAGAAGUGUGUGGUGUGGAACUACAAGAAUACUUGAAAUCCGAAGCAGCAGAUUAUGACAAAUUUAUCGACAAUCUAAGCAAUCGACGAAGACAGAUCGCCGAUUCCAAUCCAAAAACGUUGGUUCCACAAAUGGUCCACUCUGCCAGCACAUCAUCGAUACAAUCAAAUUCAACGGUGCCCGAAUACAGACCGAUGAAAAGCAUAAUCGUUGGCGGUGGACAACCAAUAGUUGUACCCGGUCAAAAUAACAGCACAUUGCCCAACAACCGUUUAAAAUCAUCCCUAUCGUCUGAUGGUGUCUCCUCCGCCGGCGGCUUCAUAGCUUCCAUAUUCAACAAAAUUGAAGUGAGUGAUGCAAUACCCGUACAUGGCAAUAAUAUUGUCGAGGCGAAGGUGGCCAGCGUGGAAGAGUUUUGUCCAGACGGAGGUGUUUUAGAUAAAAGUUUCCUCGACGAUCUACCGAGUCAAUCGAAUAGUCAAUUAGUUAAGAAUGAGGAUGUGGAUUCCGACAGUGACAAUGAAAAUGGCAAUCCACUGGUGGCAAAUUUCAACGACGAACCCAGCGCCGAACAAUCAUUUUCCAAUGUGAAGCCACAAUCAUCUGUUGAGCAGGUGAAAGUAAAUCCGUUAGCUAAAAACAAAUCGAAAUUAUCAGCACAAGAGUCUGUGCAACAAAUAAAAAUGAAUUUAUUCGGCGAACGACGACAAAGUUCCAUAUCGAGCGAUGAGAUCGACGUUCCCACGGUUAUGAAAAUAGCCGACAGUGCUGGAUCGAAUGAUGAGUUUGAUAGUUGGAUGAAUGGGACGGCUGAUCGGCGACGAUCGCCCGAAGGUGUUGAAGAUAAUUCCAGUUCGGUUACAGGCCCGGAACCGAUGGAUAAGAUGGUGGAUGAUGAUAAGAGCGAAAAGAGACACAAGAGCAAGAAAAAGAAAGAGAAAAAGGACAGGUCAACGAAAGAACCACGAAAAGAGAAGAAAAAGAAACACAAAUCCAAGGAUGACAAUUUAGAAGACUUUUUAUCCGGUUCGGCCGCCCAUGCAAAUGACGACAAUUACGAAGCCAUUUAGCCAUUUAGCAUGGAACAUGUUUUUGAAAUUCUUGUUGUUCGUAGAUUGAUUGUGUUUCAUUAUUUGCUUCAAUAAUCGUUAAAAAUAUACAAAAACUGAAAUUAUUAUAAACGCUAAAUGCCCAGUCUAGUGUUGUAUGAGUUGAUCGCUAUCCCAUUUCUAAUAAUUUUUUAUUUUUUAUAAUUUUUUUUUUAGAAUUUUUCAAUUAUAAUUUUGUUAAAAUUGA
Messenger RNA from Bradysia coprophila, 2296 nucleotides. RefSeq names its product rab-like protein 6. Lineage: Eukaryota; Metazoa; Arthropoda; Insecta; Diptera; Sciaridae. The record is from RefSeq and is a predicted model, not a curated record. Gene Ontology annotation, cellular component: nucleus; cytosol. Gene Ontology annotation, molecular function: GTP binding.